AUGGGGGACCCCGCAGCGGAGACCACCAUCAAGGUGGUGUGCCGGUUCAGGCCGCUCAACAGCUCGGAGGUGGCCCGUGGGGACCAGUACAUCCCCAAGUUUCAGGGGGAGGACUGUGUGCAGAUCGCGAGAAACAUGAAUGAGCACAGUUCCAGGAGUCACAGCAUCUUCCUCAUCAACAUCAAGCAGGAAAACUCUCAGACUGGACAGAAACUCACCGGCAAGCUGUACCUGGUUGAUCUGGCCGGGAGUGAGAAAGUGGGUAAAACGGGAGCAGAGGGCACAGUGCUGGAUGAAGCCAAGAUGAUCAACAAGUCCCUGUCUUCGCUGGGAAAUGUCAUUUCAGCUCUGGCAGAGGGCUCGAGCUACGUGCCGUACAGAGACAGUAAGAUGACCAGGAUCCUGCAGGACUCCCUGGGAGGGAACUGUCGCACCACCAUGGUCAUCUGCUGCUCACCCUCUGCUUUCAAUGACGCUGAGACCAGGUCCACACUGCUGUUUGGACAGAGGGCAAAGACCAUCAAGAACCAAGUGUCCCUGAACGUGGAGCUGACAGCAGAGCAGUGGAAGAAGAAGUGGGAGAAAGAGAAGGAGAAGAACAAGACGCUGAGAAGCACCGUCACCUGGCUGGAGGCCGAGCUCAACCGCUGGAGGAGCGGAGAGACUGUGCCAGUGGAGGAUCAGUUUGAUAAAGAAAAGGCCACAGCAGAGGUCCUGGCUCUGGACAGCACGCUCAACAAUGAUAAGACGGCGCCCACACCGACCCUCAGCGCCCUCCCCGGGGUCCAACUCACUGAGGCAGAGAAAGAGAAGUACGGAGCAGAAAUGGCCAAGCUUUACAAAGAGAUGGAUGACAAGGACGAUGAGAUCAACCAGCUGUCUCAGUCUAUAGAGGAGCUCAAGCAACAGAUGUUGGACCAGGAGGAGCUCCUAGCCUCCUCCAGCCGCGAUCACGACACCCUGCAGACAGAACUGAACCGGCUGCUGGCGGAGAACGAAGCCUCCAAGGAGGAGGUGAAGGAGGUGCUGCAGGCUCUGGAGGAACUGGCUGUCAACUACGACCAGAAGAGUCAGGAAGUUGAGGACAAAGCGCUAGAGUUUGAAGCGCUCAGUGAAGAGCUGGAAGAGAAAUCGAGCUCCUUGGCCUCCAUCGACUCUGAACUCCAGAAGCUGAAGGAGAUGACCAACCACCAGAAGAAGAGGGUCACUGAGAUGAUGUCAUCAUUACUCAAAGACCUGGCUGAGAUAGGCAUCGCCGUGGGAAGCAACGACAUUAAGCAACAAGAGAGCAGUGGUCUCAUCGAUGAAGAGUUUACUGUGGCCCGUCUCUACAUCAGUAAGAUGAAGUCAGAGGUGAAGACGAUGGUGAAGCGCAGCAAACAGCUGGAGAGCUCCCAGGCCGAGAGCACCCAGAAGAUGGAGCAGACAGAGAUUGAGCUGGUUGCCUGCCAGCUCCGCGUCUCCCAGCAUGAAGCUAAAAUCAAGUCCCUGACAGAAAGCCUUCAGAAUGUGGAGCACAAGAAGAGACAGCUGGAGGAAACUGUUGACUCUCUCAAUGAGGAAAUCGUCAGGAUCAAAGCCCAAGAAAAAGUCAACACCAUGGAGAAGGACAGUGAGAUCCAGUCUGCCAAUGAAGUCAAGGAAGCUGUGGAGAAGCAGAUCCAGUUUCACAGGGAGACCCAUCAGAAACAGAUCAGCAGCCUGAGAGACGAGCUGGACCAGAAGGAGAAACUCAUGACAGAGCUGCAGGAUCUGAACCAGAAGAUCAUGCUGGAGCAGGAGAGGCUGAGGGUGGAGCAUGAGAAGCUCAAGGCUGCUGACCAGGAGAAGAGCCGCCAGCUGCAGGAGCUCACGGUGAUGCAGGACAGACGGGAGCAGGCCAAACAGGAUCUGAAGGGACUGGAGGAGACUGUGGCCCGAGAGCUGCAGACACUCCACAACCUCAGGAGGCUUUUUGUCCAAGACUUGGCCACACGAGUCAAAAAGAACGGUCAGAUGGAUGACGCAGAAAACAGCGCUGCCCAGAAACAGAAGAUCUGCUUCCUGGAGAACAACCUCGAGCAGCUCACCAAAGUUCACAAGCAGCUGCUGCGGGACAACGCCGACCUCCGCGGUGAGCUGCCUAAAAUGGAGAAGCGCCUGCGGGCCACCGCUGAGCGGAUCAAGGCCCUGGAGACUGCACUAAAGGAGGCCCAGGAGAACGCAGCCCGCGAGCGAAAGCGCCACCAGGAGGAGAUGGAGCGCAUUAAGGACACUGUCAAGCCCAAAAACAUGGGCAGGAGAGCCUCGAUAGCCAAGCCCAUCAGACCAGGCCAGCUGCCAGGCCUUAUUGGCCUUAGCGUCAACAGGUCCAACCUCAUGAACAACAGCAAGCCUGACAGCAUCGACGAAGGAGGUGACAGCAGCUGUUGAGGAUGGAACACAGUCACCCACACAACAAGCCAAAGCCCCAGAGAAGUCUUCAGCCCCAAAUAUUGAACUUUUACCAGGAACCGCCGCACCAUUCACCCAACGUCAAAGUGUGUAUAUACUGUAUAUAACGAUGGCCGUACUGUGCAGCACUUUGCGCCUCUGGCUCUACAAGAAACCACAUUAGUGCCUUAUGAAAACAACACAUAAUGCCACGAGUUGCUCUGUUGACAGCAUCUUAACAGGUAUUAGUCUUAGAUCUCGGUGGACCCCCGAACAUAAGAAGACACUAGAGGGCACUGGCUUUAUUUCUCGAUGCUUUGCUUUGAACAUUUCUCAGGGGAUUCCUCUCUUCUGCUUAUUUGUCAUUGUUAUGUGCCAAUGAACGUCUUCAAGGGACAGUUCACCCCAGAAUCAAAAAUACAUAUUUGUAC
This is a messenger RNA of Epinephelus lanceolatus (giant grouper), 2843 nucleotides long. The record is from RefSeq and is a predicted model, not a curated record. Lineage: Eukaryota; Metazoa; Chordata; Actinopteri; Perciformes; Serranidae.